This is a messenger RNA of Rotaria socialis, 1416 nucleotides long. Lineage: Eukaryota; Metazoa; Rotifera; Eurotatoria; Philodinida; Philodinidae. The record is from the annotation of a GenBank genome assembly.
AUGGGAGCUCAUAUUUUUCAAAUUAUUGGUCUCGUAUGUUUGGCUUCUGUGCAAAUUUAUGGCCAGUCAACUUCAUCAUUUAGUAGUACGAUGUCCAUAUCAGCAUCCGAUACUAGUAUUUCAUCGGCUAGUUUAUAUCAAAAUUCAACUAACACGAUUUCAUCUCCUUCAUCAUAUGCAGCGUCUGUUGUCACAAGUAACUCGGAGACAGUAGGUUCUACUGGAACAGCCAACACCUCUUCUACUCCAUCGACAGCAAUGAUGUAUUCGUCAGUUGCAACUUCCAUGAUUCAAAACAGUGCAUCGCAAACAGGUUUUCCGUCAUCCUAUGGAACCUCUGCCGUAACAAGUAACUCUGAAACAGUAGUCUCUACCGGAGCAGCGAACACCUCUUCUACUCCAUCGGCAUCAAUGAUAUCUUCGUCGAUAGCAUCUUCCAUGAUUCAAAGCAGUGGGUCACAAACAGGCUCAUCUGCAUCCUAUGCAGCCUCUGUUGUCACAAGUAACUCUGGAACCGUAGGUUCUACUGGAGCAAGUACCACCUCUUCUACUCCAUCGGCAUCAAUGAUGUCUUCGUCAGUUGCAACUUCCAUGAUUCAAAACAGUGGAUCACAAACAGGCUCAUCUGCAUCCUAUGCAGCCUCUGUUGUCACAAGUAACUCUGGAACAGUAGGUUCUACUGGAGCAAGUACCGCCUCUUCUACUCCAUCGGCAUCAAUGAUGUCUUCGUCAGUUGCAACUUCCAUGAUUCAAAACAGUGCAUCACAAACAGGCAUAUCUUCAUCAGUUACAUCGAUUAGUUCUUCUUCUAUAACCUCAGCAUCGAUUACUACUCUUUCGAUAAAUACUUCAAUUAGUUUAGUUUAUCAAUAUAUUGUCUCAAGUUCAUCUGUUUUAGCUGCAGGAAACACUACUAAUAGUACAUAUUUAACCAGUGUACAAAGUAUGGUGAUAGGAUCAUUCAAUCUAACAAGAUUCAAUAUAAUAGUGACACGUAUUGAAAUACAAGCUACAGCAAAGACGGUUACUACUCAAUACACCCUGUUCACUGAUAUUUUAUUCACAAGUAGUCGUUCCGAUUGUAAUAGUACUUGUAUCAAAAGUUCUGCAUCUUCAUCCAUUUCCAAGCAAAAUAUAAUAUUACCAGGUGCCGAUGGUAGUUCAGUAACUGUAAGUCUUGUAUCAGGUGCAGCAUUUGUCGAUAAUACGCCAAGUGCAAUACCAACAACAACAGUAGCACGUAUAGUGGGCGAAUCGCCACCAGGUACUGCUGCACAAUUAGGCAUGGGUUUAGGCAUAAGUUUCAUUGGUAUUAUCCUAACCAUCGAAAUAGUCUAUUUGUAUCGAAAAUAUGGAUGUAAUCAAUCGACGCGCGAGGCAGAUUAUGCUCUAGCUACAUACAACCAUCGACUUUGA